Molecule: messenger RNA, 1087 nt
Organism: Medicago truncatula (barrel medic)
Lineage: Eukaryota; Viridiplantae; Streptophyta; Magnoliopsida; Fabales; Fabaceae
Product: F-box protein GID2
Exons: 1
Coding region: 317-841 (174 amino acids)
Biological process (GO): gibberellic acid mediated signaling pathway; regulation of gibberellic acid mediated signaling pathway
Cellular component (GO): SCF ubiquitin ligase complex
Molecular function (GO): protein binding
Source: RefSeq, a predicted model, not a curated record
AUCAAAAACAGGUGCACCCCCCUAACCUUAACCUUUACUUCACCUGCCCCAUUCUCUAUCCUUUCCUCUUUUAUCUCUCCCAUUUUCUUCACUACUGACCUAUUUCCGUUACCGUUAUCUCCCUCAACCUUUUCUUUAUUAAUUAACCAUUCCUUUUCUUUCUUAUCAUUAUUCAGAACAAUACCUCUUUGUUCUUUUCACACCCCCUUCAACUAUCUUCUUCUCCCUUCACCAAAACUCCAACUUUUUUGCUUCACAAGAAAGGCAAUCCAAAAGGGCCAUCGAUUCUGCAAUUCAAUUCUUAAUCAGCGUUGAAAUGAAGCGUUCACUUUCAUCAGAAGCGAAUGAAGACAGAAAAAUGAAGAGGGUGAAGGAAGAAGAAAGUGAAAAAAUUGAUGGGGUUUGUGAAAAGAAUCGCGGGCUAGCGAGUUUUGAUGAGAAUAUGUUGUUUGAAGUUCUGAAACACGUUGACGCAAGGACUUUAGCGAUGUCGAGUUGUGUGAACAAACAAUGGCACAAAACAGCACAAGAUGAGAGACUUUGGGAGCUGAUCUGUACAAAACAGUGGGCUAACACUGGCUGUGGUGAACAACAACUACGAUCUGUUGUUCUUGCUCUUGGUGGAUUUCGUCGUCUUCAUUCACUUUAUCUUUUACCUCUUUCAAAGCCUCAAACAUCAUCAUCGUCAUCAUGUUCUUCUUCGUCUUCAUGGGGUCCAAUACCUCAAGUGAUAAAGUCUAAGCCUUUACCUCGUUUGGGGAAAGACGAGGUUCAUCUCUCACUUUCACUUCUCUCUAUUCGUUAUUACGAGAAGAUGAAUUUCAACAACAGAAACCUAUGAAAUUCUUAUGAAUUCAAUCUUCUAUUCCUUUGUGUUUGGUUUGGUUUGUGUGCUAUUUAUUGUCUUAUUAUGAUUUAUGAAUUAUAGUUACCAGAUCUGGUUUUUAAUUCUGGCAAUUAGCAUGUGUCUAAGCUUGUUGUGUGUAAAUUAGGGUGAAAAUAAUUGUUGUAUUUUUAUUUUUAUUCACGUACUACUAUAUGAUAAAUUUAAGUUGAAAUUGAAAUAUGAAUGAGAUCUUUAUCUUGA